AUGCUCUGCGAUCUAUCGUACCGGUUGCGGAACGCGAUUAUCUCAGGAAACUUACUUACUGUAAAGAGAAUCCUUCGAAGGUUUCCCGAAUUAUUAACAAAUGUUGAUCCUGAGAAUGGUUGGAGCUCCCUGCAUUAUGCGUCAUAUCAUGGGAGGUACCUGAUCUGUGUAUAUCUUUUACAGUUAGGUCAUGAUAAACGCGAAUACACCAAGACUUUUAAAGGAAAUACGUGUGUUCAUCUCUCCUUAAUGAAUGGACAUGAACAGACUGCUCAUUUAUUAUUACAACAUUUCCCAAAUUUCAUUAAUCAGCGUGGAGAGAAUGGGAGAACACCAUUACAUGUCGCAUGUUUGAAGGAUUAUUACCAAUGCUUAGCAUUGUUAAUGAGUGCAGGUGCAGAUCUUACCGUGGCUGAUAGUCAUGGAGAUACCGCAUUACAUAUAUGUAUGGAGUAUGGUAGUUUACAAUGUCUAAGAAUUCUAUUGAAGGAUGGGAAUCUGGUUAAUGACGAUGUGAAGGAUAGAUAUAGUUGGAAGCCAAGUGAAGUUGCCAUGACAUUUGAGUUUACUAAAAUAUAUAAUAAAUUAAGAAAAGAUAUUAAAAUUACAGAUACAACAGUUAAAAAACCAAUUGUUCAUGCAUUAAAGACGCCAAUCUUGGAGACAAAAUCUACAUUUGAUGCGGGACCUUCCCCUGUUCUGACGAUGAAUUCUCCAUAUACUUCUAUUUCAUUGAAUUCAAGUUUACCACCGUUACCUACAAUUGCAACGAGUAGGAAACAAUCUACUACAGCCCUAUCGAAACAAAGUUUCACUCCACUAACUGCAUUACCGAGGAAACCCCAAUCAAAAACUUCACUAUUGUCUAGUGAUUCUGAGCAAACUUCCUCCAUACAUUCAGACUCUACGGCAUCUUCAAGAAUACAAGAAUUGAAUAAUGUAUUAGAACAACAAGCUUCUAAUACUGCCUCCACAUUGAGAAAUCAUUCAAAUUCUAUUGUAUCCACACAAUCUCAUGUAAUCAACAAUAAUACUAUUCAAAAUAAUAAAAAUAUAUUGAACAAUCUAGGUGAAGAAGCUCAUAAACAUGGUUUAAGUUUCUUAUCCAUAAAUACACACAAGGAUACAAACGAUCCAACUUCACCAACAGAUCAUAUAAGUCCAUCGAUUAGGAAAAAAUCCUCUUUACUAAGUAUUCCAUUCUCCAAAUUAAGAAAUAGUAGUAAUAACAGUACAAGUACACUACCUGCAUCAAAAAAGAGUUCUGCCUCAAAAAUAUAA
Molecule: messenger RNA, 1281 nt
Organism: Maudiozyma saulgeensis
Lineage: Eukaryota; Fungi; Ascomycota; Saccharomycetes; Saccharomycetales; Saccharomycetaceae
Source: the annotation of a GenBank genome assembly